Molecule: messenger RNA, 4588 nt
Organism: Dendronephthya gigantea
Lineage: Eukaryota; Metazoa; Cnidaria; Anthozoa; Malacalcyonacea; Nephtheidae
Product: peroxidasin-like
Exons: 16
Coding region: 73-4377 (1434 amino acids)
Biological process (GO): response to oxidative stress
Molecular function (GO): peroxidase activity; heme binding; protein binding
Source: RefSeq, a predicted model, not a curated record
CAUAUUUGGUAAUACGAUCUCAGUGUCUUUGUUCUACAUUUCGGUUUGAUCUGCUUUGAUCGUCUGUGUCAAAUGCGCACUAUGGCAGAGUGUCUAAACACUCUUUGUUUUAUUCUGAUAUUAUUUGUAUGUAGUUCCACGAGUACUUGUCCAAGACGCUGCUUGUGCUAUAGUGCAAGUGAAGGACCCAGUGUUCGUUGUCUCACCAAAGGUUUCAAGACUAUUCCAUCAGUACCCUCGUCUACCGUCGUCUUAGAUCUGAGAUUCAAUUUCAUUCAACGCAUUGGUAGAGAUGAUCUCCAAGGCUUGGCUAACUUGAAAACUUUGCUGUUAGAUGGAAACAAUAUUAGUCGUAUUGAGCCUGGAGCCUUCAGUGGACUUACGAGGUUGAAAUAUCUAUAUUUGAAGCAUAAUAAUCUGAAGUCGCUCAAUUCAGAAACCUUCUUCGGUUUGACCAACUUAAAUCAACUAUAUCUUCACAAUAAUAAAAUAGAAUAUAUUGGCUCGAGGACAUUCCAAGAUCUAAAUUCUUUAGAAAGCUUGUUUUUAUCUAAUAACAAGAUUCGAACUUUACAAAAAGGAACGUUUUCUAGUUUAUCUUCCAAACUGAAAAGAUUACAUUUAGAACGAAAUCCAUUAGAAUGUAGCUGUGAUUUACUUUGGUUAACCCGGUUUCUUAAAAAACUCAAGCCAAACAGCAGGAAAGCAACAUGCUUCAUUUCUCCCGAUCCUGAACGUCACAAGAUCAUCCUACUUACACUUGAAGAUCUUAACUGCAGCGAACCAGAGUUCGUUAAAAUUCCACUUGAUGUCGUCAUUAGUUCCAGACCUCCUAGUCGCGCGUACUUCUAUUGUCAAGCAACUGGUCAUCCAACACCAACAAUCACGUGGUUGAAGAAUCGUGUGCAGUUGGACACAAAUGAACAUUAUGUUGUCCUCAGUGAUGGAACUUUGGAGAUCCACCGGCCGGGCAAGGAGGACGAAGCUACCUAUCAUUGUCUCGCCCGGAACUCCGCUGGACAGAAGGUUUCAGGCGCUCGUUUGAUGUAUUAUGAAGAGGAAGUUGCUCCCAAGUUCAUCGAUAUCCCGGAAGACACCCAGGUGGUGGAGGGUAAUGCACUGAUAUUAAAGUGUUCCUCCGAGGGUAUCCCCAACCCCAAGAUUACCUGGAGUAGAAAUGCUCAUCCUAUAACUCCGUCCCGUCGCGUGAGAAUAUUAAAAUCUGGUAACCUGCAAAUAUCUGAGGCGAGAAGACAUGACCACGGAGAAUAUACAUGCCGAGCUCAGAAUAAAGUCGGUUACAUUACCAGAUCUGCUACGCUUGUCGUUAAAACGACUCCAGUUUUCAGUCUCAAACCUGCUUCAGAAACUGAGGUUGUUGAAGGAACAUCAGCGUCACUCCCAUGUCGUGCUGAUGGCUACCCAACACCUGCUAUGACCUGGUUCAAAGAUGGGACUAGAUUACCCUCUGAGGAACGUCAUGUGAUUUUGACGACUGGAAGUUUGAGGAUAUUACAAGUUCAAGCACGUGAUGAAGGCGUGUACACAUGUCAAGCUAUUAAUGUGAUUGGUGUUAGAACUGCCCGAUCGAGACUUGUCGUGAAGCCUGAAGCGAAGCCUGAGAUAAUGUCAAUCUCUGAACAUGUGUUUGUCAAUGUUGGUGACUCCGCCACCUUAACUUGCGUUGCACAAGGCGAUCCUAUUCCUCAGAUCACGUGGAUCAAAGAUGGUAUUCGCGUGACGAAUGGGAACAGGUUCGUGCUCCAAUCACAAGGUGUACUGAGAAUCAGAGAGAUUGGUAAAAAUGACGAAGGAACCUAUGAAUGUGUCGCAAGAAAUGACGCUGGUUCUGACAUCGACACCGUCAGACUGACAGUUCGAGCUGCGGCGACAGGACCUGGAGACAGAUUCGUCAACUCUUCCAUCUUGCAAGCGAAAGAAAAUAUCGACCGAGCUAUCCAGAAAACGAUACAACGUAUGUUUGCAAAAGCCAGACCCAGUUCCCCUGGUGAUCUACUCGCCUUGUUUCGCUUUCCAAGUAAGCAAGCAAUUGAGAUCGCCCGCGCUGCUGAGGUAUUCGAGAGAACGAUCCAACUGAUCCACGAUAAUGUUGAGAGGCACAAAAUGUUAAACAUUAGUGAAAUAUCUUACAAUUACUAUGAUCUGGUAUCACCUUCCUACCUGGAGAUGAUCGCUAACCUAUCUGGAUGUACCCAACACAGACGAAUGGUAAACUGCACCCAGAACCUGUGCUACCAUAAGAAAUACCGAACCAUUGAUGGUACCUGCAAUAACCUGGACAAUCCAAUGUGGGGAUCUUCACUGACCGCAUUUAGGAGACUUCUUAGACCAGUGUAUGAGAAUGGAUUCAACACACCAAUGGGCUGGCGUAACAAAGAUGUUCUACCCAGCGCUCGUUUGAUAUCAACCCAGGUUAUUUCAGCUGCUAAAAACGCACCAGAUGAAGCAUUCACUCACAUGCUGAUGCAAUGGGGACAGUUUUUAGAUCAUGAUUUAGACUUUACUGUCACAAGUCCGAGCAGCCAGAGUUUCACAGACGGCGAAAACUGUACAAGCACUUGUGAAAACCAGUCUCCUUGUUUUCCAAUCUCGAUCCCAGCCAACGACACGCGUAUUAAACGACACAAGUGUAUGACGUUCACUCGUUCUAGCUCGGCCUGUGGUACUGGUGCGACCUCGGUGUUUUUCAGCGUUGUAUCAACACGUGAACAAAUGAAUCAAAUCACGUCCUACCUGGAUGCCUCGAACGUGUACGGUUCGUCACGUGAUGAAGUAGAACAUCUGCGAGAUCUUUCAAACGAUAAUGGCUUACUGAAAACUGGAAUGGAUAAAAAUGGCAAACCUUUGCUACCGUUUAACGAUGGUUCGCCGAUCGAGUGUUUGAAAUCUGAGAAAGAGAGCCCAAUCCCAUGCUUCCUUGCGGGUGAUCACCGCGCCAACGAGCAACUUGGUCUGCUGUCUAUGCACACCAUAUGGAUGCGCGAACACAACAGGAUUGCGAAACAACUGCGCGUCUUGAAUCCAAAUUGGAACGGCGAGAAAAUUUUUCAGGAAACUCGAAAAAUUGUGGGCGCCGAGAUGCAGCACAUAACAUACGCACAUUACUUACCCAAGAUUCUAGGAAAAUACGGCAUGGAUAUUCUAGGAAAAUACGAAGGAUAUAAACCAGAUACAGAUGCAAGUAUAUUUAAUGCGUUUGCAACGGCUGCGUUUAGGGUUGGACAUUCUAUGAUAAGACCGGUACUGGAUCGUGUGAAUUCAUCGUUUCAAAUGAUAGAAGAAGGGCAUAUUCCAUUACACAAAGCAUUUUUUGCCCCGUACAGAAUUGUGGAGGAAGGAGGCAUUGAUCCACUUAUACGUGGCUUGUUCUUCAGCCCGGCAAGGGACAGACGAGAUCAAGAUGGCGUACUAAAUAUGGAACUUACAGAAAAAUUGUUUGAAAUGGCGCAUACGGUUGCCCUUGACCUUGGUGCGAUAAAUAUCCAGAGAUCACGUGACCAUGGCUUGCCCAGUUAUAACGAAUGGCGCGUAUUGUGUGAUCUUGAACCUUUGAAAACAUUUGAAGACCUAAAGAGCGUGAUAUCAAAUAACGAUAUUAUUAAAAAGUUAAAAGAUCUUUAUCUUGACGUGAAUAAGAUUGAACUUUGGGUCGCUGGGAUAUUGGAGGAUAUCAUUCCCGGCAGUCUAUUGGGUCCUACGCUCCAGUGUCUCAUUGCAACACAAUUCAAAAAUCUCAGAGAUGGGGACAGGUUUUGGUAUGAAUAUGAUGGUGUGUUUGAGCCAGCGCAAUUAACACAGAUCAAGCGGGUAACAUUGGCUCGGGUACUUUGUGAUAAUGGUGAUAAUAUAACCCAGGCUCAGCCUGAUGUGUUUUUACGAGUGAAUCAUAUCUCUGGUUAUACGUCUUGUUCAUCUAAACCAAGUAUUGAUCUGCGGUUAUGGAAGGAAUGUUGUUCAGAAAACUGCUACAGUACUGAUCAGAGCUUCACGUUGUCACGCAGUAUAAGCGAUGCUAAAAGACGAAAAAGAUCGUCAGAUUUUGACGUGGAAGUAUUUAAGGAUGAAAUAGAUCGUUUUUCUGCCACGGUUGACGAACUUCAGACCCAGGUUUUCUCGCAACAAAAAACGCUUCGAGAUAUCAUGGACAAGGUGCAAAACUUAGAGAAAAAACAUGAACCAACAGUUUGUGUAGAUGACUUGGGAAAAGAACGUAAACUUCAUGAAUCAUGGCAGGUUUCCGCAUGUAAGACUUGUGUCUGCAAGGAAUUAACAACCGAAUGUGAAACUAAAAUUUGCCCCGAGAACAAGUGUGACAAUCCACAAAUAUCAGAAGACCAAUGCUGCCCCGUCUGUUAGUUAUGUUUCUUAGAAAUCUCUGACAAUAUCCUGGAAAUUUUCGGGAGAAUUUUAUGUAUUUAAUACGUUCUCAAUGUUGGUAUUUCGUAAGAGAUCUGGAUGACACGGCCACAUAGAUGGAAGAUAGAUGUAAAUUGCUUUGGAAUUUGUUUCUAUAGAUUUUAAAACACAUGUAUUUGAAAAACUUAUGAAAACUUUUCUAUUUAGUGUC